GUUUGAAAAUCCAAGUCUCACGAAUAUCCAAAUUCCAGACUCCGAGCCCGAGUUUACACGUAACGAACUUUGGCGGGCGACUGUUUAACUCUCUCUCUCUUAUAAUCUUCUUCCUUCUGGUAGAAGGUUACGAAAUCUUAGAUAUACAUAAGUUUUUAGAUCCCACAGAUAUUUACAACAAUUCUAUCGAUCGAAGAAACCCUAGAAUUUAAAUAUGCAACAAAGCGAUAUGAGUUCUUCAUAUUACCAAUACUACCAAUCUCACCUUCAAAACCCUAAUCCUAGCUCGAGCAAUAACGAUCCUCAUCUCAAUUCCUUGCCUGCUACAUUCGCAUCUGCUCCUCCGAUGUCAUCCAACCAAUCUCCCUCUGAUUACUCAGCUUAUUCUUCUACAUUCCUUCCAAAUCCCCAAAUUCCCGAUCAUGGCCUUCAUUCGACUCCGGUAGCUUCUACAUACACCCCAAACCCUAAUUCUCAAUCAUCUGAUUUCUCUCAGCCCUAUUCUUUUCCUCAUCUCGUGUCUCAGCCUCAACCAACGCCGUAUUACCCGUAUGAUCAGAAUCAAACGGCUCCGACGUAUGAUCAGCCUAACCCUAAUUUCAAUUCCAAUCCCAAUUCGUCAUUCUCAGCGAAUUCAUAUUCAUCGACUUCCUAUGGUCACCCCGGGGAUUCAACUGUGUCUAAUUAUGAAAACCCAUAUGGUUCCAAUCCCAAUUCGUCACUACCAGAAGCUCCAUAUUCAUCAGCUUCCUAUGGUCAACCCGGGGCUUCCACUGUGCCUAAUUAUGAAAGUCCGUAUGCCAAAGAUGUGAAUUACGGUGGAUAUGGAGCUCAAGGCAUGUAUGGGAAAAUCGCUGAGCCGAGGCUGGAGCAGUAUGAUCAUGGAGGAUAUCGGGAUGAUGCGAUUGGAGGCGGUGUUUAUCAGUAUAAUGCGGGCAAAACAGAGCCCUAUGGUGCUCGUGGCACUGCCCCCAAGUCGUCUAGUGGGUUGGUAUUCGAUGAUUAUGGGAGGCCAAUAGGGUUUUCAGAUGGGAAGAAGCAAAAUGAAUCGAGACCGUCGAGUAAAAUUGUGAAAGCUAUUCCAAAGGCUGACACAGAGCAGGACGGGAAGAGCACCGUCCAGAAGUUCCGUGUCAAGCUCUUGUCCGAAGGCGCGGGUCAGAGCGACUCGGAUGUUCUUUGCCAGAUUGGUUUGGAUGGGAUUCGGAUGCUUGAUCCGGCAACUAGUCGGACACUAAGAAUAUAUACACUUGAGUCUCUGACAAAAUGGGAAGUACUGGACUCAUAUAUAUUUGCUUUUUGGGCCAAAAGCUCUGUUGAUUUUGAACCAAGACGUAUCAGGCUGAAAUCAAAUAGCUAUACCACGAACAACAUCCUGGACACAGUGACAGCAGCAAGUAUUCAGAUCAAGGAGAUGGGUGGGAGAAAUAAACCUUCUGAUCCUCUCAAUAUCUCGGAGCAACCAUCUGAGAAGAAGAAAGGCUUUGGUGAUUGGAUGAACUUGAUGAAGCCUGAAAAUUUGGAGAAAGAUCACUGGAUUCCUGAUGAAGCAGUUACCAAAUGCAAAAGUUGUGGGACAGAUUUUGGUGCUUUUGUGCGAAGGCAUCACUGUAGAAACUGUGGGGAUAUAUAUUGUGACAAAUGUACUCAAGGCAGAAUUACUCUCACUACUGAUGAGAAUGCUCAACCAGUUCGAGUUUGUGACCCAUGCAUGGCGGAAGUUACCCAAAGGCUGGUAAAUGCAAAGGAAGCAGUUGGCAAAGUUUCUGGAUUGCAGUGUCAUGAUGAUCUUGCGAAAAAACUUCAGGAGGAGAUGGACAAGAACCGCAAAUCUUCAAAAGGUCUGAAGCUUGAUGGAUCUGGAAUGCGGAUGAAAGAGGUUGCCUGUCCAAUUUGCACAGUCCACUUGCAGGUACAGGUUCCAGCCUCUGGUUCUGAGACCAUAGAGUGCAGCGUUUGCCAGCAUCCUUUCCUUGUGAAUGCUCAUUGAUCAGUAACAAUCCUUGUGUUGUGCUCUAGCACUUGAAAAUAUACCUCUUCAUAAUGACAGUUCAUACUUUCUUGGUACAAUUCUUUGGCGUGUCACUGGUUAUUAAGAAAACUAUAUGUGUGAGUUUGUAUAUUAAUAUCUAUUUGAUAAUGCAAAUUUAUUCACAUAAAUCCCAAGCAAUUAUGGGCUUGUGCAUUUAUGAUUUGUUUAAAUAA
Molecule: messenger RNA, 2205 nt
Organism: Cornus florida
Lineage: Eukaryota; Viridiplantae; Streptophyta; Magnoliopsida; Cornales; Cornaceae
Product: protein FREE1-like
Exons: 10
Coding region: 215-1990 (591 amino acids)
Biological process (GO): intralumenal vesicle formation; multivesicular body assembly
Cellular component (GO): ESCRT I complex; late endosome membrane
Molecular function (GO): metal ion binding; ubiquitin binding
Source: RefSeq, a predicted model, not a curated record